GCGUGGGUUCCCUAUGGGGACGAUCUGUCCGCUGGCAAGACCCUUGCUGAUUGCUUUGCAAGUUGAGAGAACAUCGUUUGGAUUUCAUGUAAGAGAAUGUAUGAGAAGUACCACCACCCCCCGCAGGCAAACAUGCAAAAAGAUCACUUCCGGUUGACGUGCGAACGCAGCCGUAUUUCCGGUUGUCUCCCGAAAAGGGAACUAAAAGCCGAAGACGGCGUCGACUGCAAACAUAAGCAAUAGCCCAAGGGUGGAAGGUUUUCCUUUUUCCUGUUUGCGAUUAUGCUUGUGCCCGUAUUAUGAGUGUAACGUACUCGUAGUAUAUAAUGAGUGCUAGGCGAUCUAGCUCCAGUGGAUCAAAGUUCCUGCCAUAUUUUGGAACAAAACAAGAAAUGUCGGCCGCAAAGCUCCUUGUCGUACGCGAGAAAAACCACUGGUACCCAGGGUAAUCUAAAACUACAAGCUGAGAAAUCCGUGUAUUGCAGAACCUCGUGAGCCCGGGGAGGGUGGCCCGUAAAAUGUUAGGGAUGGGAGGGAGGGAGAGAGACAUAAUACAAAACUGGACCAUUAUUUUUGGAAUUCGGCAAUUGAUGAUGUUAUGGUCUCCUGGCGAAUAGUGUGAUAUAGCCCUUCAAGAGCUAAUUUUUGACAAUAAAUCUUUCUGUUAGUUGGUCAUGGUCAGAGUGAAGGAGAAAAAGCCCAAAUAUCAGAUUUUUCCUGUUACGUCAGAGAUGUUUUUAAACACAUUGACCAAGUCACAGCAGACAACACAGGCAUACCAAUAUUUAUGUUUGGCCACUCAAUAGUAUGUACUGUUAUAAAAACUUUAUUGGAACGCUGCCCCCUUGUUUUAAAUUUUGUUUUUGUUUUUGUUGUUGUUUGUUUGUUUGUUUUACAUUUUUUAAAGGUAUAGAUGGUAGGCUCUCGGGUCCACUAACCGCGCUGAUCACUGAAAUACUAAUAUAUGUUAAUAACGAGAAAUACCCCAAGCCCAUCAUGCUUUGCGGU
Messenger RNA from Porites lobata, 1008 nucleotides. NCBI's taxonomy places the organism in Eukaryota, Metazoa, Cnidaria, Anthozoa, Scleractinia, Poritidae. The record is from the annotation of a GenBank genome assembly.